AUGGGCGCCCGCCGGCCGCCCGCUCGACACCGCCGUCGCCGUGUGAUUAAUGGGGACGCGGCGGUGCGGGGGAUGCACGCGCGCGCACGGGGCCCGUCGGUCCCAGGACACUGGUACGCCGCCCUGCGCGAAGGCUGGGCUCGGCACCGCCGUUCGACCUCCACCCGCGGGCCGCCAGCCUCUCCUCACGGCCCAGCGUCUGAAAACCUGGGCUCUGGCCCGAUCGCCCUCAUUCUCCCUGGCCCCGUGCGCGAGGGCGUACAGGCUGGAGACAGACGACGGCAUGCGGCCGGGGAGGAGCGCGAGCCGGUGCUGCGGGGACGGCUGGGGGGGCUUCCCCGAGGAGGUGACGGGGGCGAGCAGCAGCCGGGCUCGCACCAGGCCCUCCUAUCCCUUUCCGGGGUCCCUGCAGCCGGUCGGCCGCGCGCCCCCCGCCUCUGCGAAGCCACAGCGCCCCUGCGCGGCGUCCGCGCACAGCGCCUCAGCCCGGGGUGGCCAAGCCGGCUGGCGGCUGGGCCCUCCUGCCCCGCGAUGGAGAGGAAGCCCGUGGAGGGGCAAGGAAGGAGCAUGCAUCCAAAUGCCCACGGGUCAAAGAGCAUCAGGGAACUUUACUGA
Molecule: messenger RNA, 615 nt
Organism: Rangifer tarandus platyrhynchus (Svalbard reindeer)
Lineage: Eukaryota; Metazoa; Chordata; Mammalia; Artiodactyla; Cervidae
Source: the annotation of a GenBank genome assembly